Messenger RNA from Arctia plantaginis, 1638 nucleotides. NCBI's taxonomy places the organism in Eukaryota, Metazoa, Arthropoda, Insecta, Lepidoptera, Erebidae. The record is from the annotation of a GenBank genome assembly.
AUGUCGAAAGAUACAACUACAGUCAGUUUAGACGUGAUUCUAAAAGAGUUGGGACCAUUUGGAACGUAUAAUAUCGUGAAUUAUGCUCUUUUAUUAAUACCAUGCUAUUUGGCGGGAAUGUACGGAUCAGUGUUCGUAUUCGAAGCUUUGGAUAUAGAUUACAGAUGCAACAUCGUCGGCUGCGAUGGAAUCACCAACGAUACCUCGUGGCUUCAGUUCGCCAUUCCACAGUUAAAGACUGGACACUCAAAAUGCUCAAAAUAUUCUUUCACCAGUAAUUUUAAACGUAGUAAUAAAAAUUGUGAUUCAAAUUCUUUUAAUACUUCUGUACAAGAGAAGUGCUCUUCUUUUAUAUAUAAUGGUGACUCCGUGGUCAGAGAUUUUAACUUGGGCUGUGAAAAUUGGAAGAGAACUCUGAUCGGCACGUUUCACAAUGCAGGCCUUUUCAUCUCCCUACCACUAACUGGUAUCAUAUCCGACAAGUAUGGGAGAAAACUGGCUUUAUCUGUAGCGGCCCUUAUGAAUGGUAUAUUUGGUUUGCUGAGAUCUUUCUCUGUCAACUAUUACAUGUUGAUUACGUUAGAAUUUAUGGAGGCUGCGUGUGGAGCAGGGGCCUAUACCACUGCUUUUGUGUUAGCUAUGGAACUCGUACGUCCUAAGGGCAGAGUCUUUGGGAAUACAUUAAUAAAUGUAGUUUUUGUAUUCGGAUUAAUGUCACUAGCAGGACUGUCUUGGUUACUCAAGGAUUGGCGAACAUUAUUGAGAGUCAUGUAUACUCCUUCUUGCUUUAUUUUCUCAUAUCUGUGGAUUCUGAAUGAAAGUGUACGAUGGCUUCUCAGCAAAGGCAGAAACGAAGAAGCCUUAGAAAUUUUGCAAAAGGCUGCAAAAAUGAAUAAAAUAGAGUUAUCAGAUCAAGCACUUGCCCCAUUAAAUGGACCAGAAAAAGAAACUUUAGAUGGUCAAAAGAUUGAGAAUGCUCCUGGACAAAAUAAGGUUGAAGAAACAUCCGUAUUCAUGAGAGCAGUGAGAUCAAGUAUCAUUAGAAAAAGAGUAAUGACAUGUUCCUUUUUAUGGAUAACAUGCACUUUUGUUUACUAUGGAUUAAGUAUAAAUUCAGUUUCAUUAGCUGGAAAUGUUUAUGUGAAUUUUAUGUUGGUGUCUUUUAUUGAGAUACCAGCGAAUUUCUGCUGUCUAUUUGUGUUGGACAGAUUUGGAAGGAAAAAAGUUUUAAUAACCACUUAUAUAUUAAGCGCUAUUCUGUGCAUCAGCUUAUCGUUCCUGCCAAAAGAUUUAAACUGGUGGCGUCUCAGCAUUUAUUUAUCGGGCAAAUUUUCAAUCACUGUCGCUUACAGCUCUGUCUAUAUCUACGUAUCUGAAGUCUUCCCAACGAAUGUUCGACAAUCUUUGCUAGCAAUAUGCUCGUCAACUGGGCGAGUUGGAUCUACCUUGGCACCCCUUACCCCAUUAUUGGCUUUGUACUACGAAAACCUACCUUCAAUUUUCUUUGGCACCUUGGCUAUCGUAGCUGGUAUCUUCGUCUUCACAUUGCCAGAAACCUUGAACCAGCCUUUGCCGGAUUCGAUAGAGGACGCCGAAAGAUUAAAUAGAGAAAAACAAGAACAAAAACUUAUUGCGUAG